Thalassophryne amazonica is the source of this 2537-nucleotide messenger RNA. It is a transcript of the gene cbx6b, whose product is annotated as chromobox homolog 6b. Bases 1 to 2484 code for a protein of 827 amino acids. NCBI's taxonomy places the organism in Eukaryota, Metazoa, Chordata, Actinopteri, Batrachoidiformes, Batrachoididae. The record is from RefSeq and is a predicted model, not a curated record. The transcript has 7 exons.
AUGCGCUCUGAACAGGAGGAGGUUGAGGCGUGUGUGUGCUUGUUUUUCCCCACUCCAGCUUUGUGGACUGAAAUCAUUUCGUACUUUUGCUGUUUUGCCGUCUUUUACAGAAAGCAGAGUGUUUUUCGUUCCGUUUUUCUCUUCCCGCUCGCACCCGCCGUCAAGCUGAAGUUCAUCGUCAUCAUCCUGGCCGCCGGUAUGGUGGCCUUCAUCGGAGCGGUAAUCUGCAUCAUCGCCGCCGUGCACACCGGAUCGUCCAGAGCCGGUGCGGCUUCCCAGCAGCCGGCCAGCGACAACCACUCGCUGUAUCCGGACGCCGCGCCGCUGAAGCCGCAUUCGGGAGGCUCGGCGGCGCGCGCGGGGUCUCUGGGAGCUCUCCAUGGUUCUGAAACGCCACAUUCAGAGGCGCCAACCUUCAACAUCGGCCUGAGCGAGCAGGACGGAGUCACGGGACUCACCGGGAACGACCCAGCCGUCAGCAGACUUAUUUGUACGCCGAUCCCCGCUGGAGGGUGCGACCCCAAAAACUUGCAACAAGCGGAUGAGCCCGCGCUGUACGCGGGCGACGACUGGGGCUCCCUCCGCAGCACUGCCGACCAGCUCCGGCAGACCGUUCUGCAGCAGAAGGACCAGAUCCUGACCGACCAGCGCACCAUCCGAGAGCUGACGGGGAAACUGUCCGAGUGCGAGGAGGGGCUGGACGGCAGGAGCAGCGCCGACAGGCGCGCCGGGGCCGCGGGGCUGUGGGGAGGCGCAGGCACCGGGGACGAGGCGCGUUUGGACCGGAUCAUGGUGCGGGACAGCCCGGACAGCGUGCACACCUUCCUCACGGUCAGAGCUGUGGAUGAACUGGAGCAGGCGAUCACGCAACUCAAAGACCGCAUCGAGAAACUGGAGGUAAGAUCGUCCAGAGCCGGUGCGGCUUCCCAGCAGCCGGCCAGCGACAACCACUCGCUGUAUCCGGACGCCGCGCCGCUGAAGCCGCAUUCGGGAGGCUCGGCGGCGCGCGCGGGGUCUCUGGGAGCUCUCCAUGGUUCUGAAACGCCACAUUCAGAGGCGCCAACCUUCAACAUCGGCCUGAGCGAGCAGGACGGAGUCACGGGACUCACCGGGAACGACCCAGCCGUCAGCAGACUUAUUUGUACGCCGAUCCCCGCUGGAGGGUGCGACCCCAAAAACUUGCAACAAGCGGAUGAGCCCGCGCUGUACACGGGCGACGACUGGGGCUCCCUCCGCAGCACUGCCGACCAGCUCCGGCAGACCGUUCUGCAGCAGAAGGACCAGAUCCUGACCGACCAGCGCACCAUCCGAGAGCUGACGGGGAAACUGUCCGAGUGCGAGGAGGGGCUGGACGGCAGGAGCAGCGCCGACAGGCGCGCCGGGGCCGCGGGGCUGUGGGGAGGCGCAGGCACCGGGGACGAGGCGCGUUUGGACCGGAUCAUGGUGCGGGACAGCCCGGACAGCGUGCACACCUUCCUCACGGUCAGAGCUGUGGAUGAACUGGAGCAGGCGAUCACGCAACUCAAAGACCGCAUCGAGAAACUGGAGUCAGACAUUGGCCCGUUUCCUCACAACCAGACGGACAGCAAUACCUCAGGAUUGCCAGAGGAAGGCGGAAUGUCUGGCGGACCGGAGAGGUUGGCUGAUCCUGGACACAGAGCAGGUGGUGAUGGGCCCUGGAGGAUGGAAGAUGUGGAGAGGGACCUGGAAAAGAAGAUGCAGCUUUUGGAGAAAGAGAGAAAAGCCCUCAGAGGGGACUCUGAGAAGCACAGACAAGAAAUUGACCACAGCAUUAAUAAUCUACACCAUCGGCUGUCAGGACUGGAGGGAGGUAUCUCAGGCCAUUCUUUCCCGGAGGGCUACAGGCUAUCUUUCCCCUCACGGACAAACUACAUGUAUGCGGUUGUGAAACACCCGAUCCCAAAGCUGCAGGCCUUUACGAUCUGCAUGUGGCUGCGGCCGACAGAAGGAAGCAUUGGUACACCGCUUUCUUACGCCGUCCCUGAUCAACCGAACGAAGUGGUGCUGCUGCAGGGCGUGCACACACCCACUGAGCUGCUCAUCAAUGACAAGGUGGCACAGUUGCCGCUGAACCUGUCCAGAGGAAGUUGGCAGCACAUCUGUGUGAGCUGGAGCCAGAAGGGUGGAGUCUGGCAGGCCUAUCAGGGGGGCAAACUGAAGGGUGAGGGCCAUGCGCUGGCACCUGGACACCACAUCAGACCCGGCGGAGUGCUCAUACUGGGACAGGAACAGGAUUCUUUGGGCGGUGGUUUUGAUACCACCCAGGCUCUGGUUGGGGAGUUGUCCCAGGUGGGACUUUGGAACCGGAUUCUGACACCUGGACAGGUGGCCAGCUUGGCACUCUGCAACAGAGUGACCCAGGGCAGUGUUGCUCCCUGGAUCAAGAAUGGAGUUGAGGUCUACGGUGGAGCUUCCAAGAAUUCGGGAGAACCUUGCAGUAAGCACACCAGCAGCUCUCAGUAACCAAAGAGUCUACAAGGAAUGCGGAAGGGCAACAACAGUUGGAGAAAGGGGAA